Molecule: messenger RNA, 1674 nt
Organism: Sinocyclocheilus grahami
Lineage: Eukaryota; Metazoa; Chordata; Actinopteri; Cypriniformes; Cyprinidae
Product: low density lipoprotein receptor adapter protein 1-B-like
Exons: 9
Coding region: 175-1092 (305 amino acids)
Cellular component (GO): early endosome
Source: RefSeq, a predicted model, not a curated record
ACUAAGCCCCGCCCGCCGUGGCGAGCAUGUUCGUGCAUCCAGCCAUCCACCCAGGAUCAUCCGAGGAAAAGGAAGAAAAUCACAGGCUGUCAGAAAAGUUUUCCUGCGGGGAGAGGAUCGGGCAGAGGAUCGAGCUCUCAGGAUUAUUAAAUAUCACAAUAAACUGUAUUCAUAAUGGACGCGCUGAAAUCCGCCGGGCGCGCGAUCAUUCGCAGUCCCAGUCUGGCUAAACAGUCUUGGACCUCUGGAAAACAUAAAAAGUUGCCAGAGAACUGGACAGACACGCGGGAGACGCUGCUGGAGGGGAUGGUCUUUCAGCUGAAGUAUCUGGGCAUGACGCUGGUGGAGGAACCCAAAGGAGAAGAGCUCUCAGCCGCUGCUGUCAAGAGAAUCGUUGCCACAGCUAAAGCUGGUGGGAAGAAGCUUCAGAAGGUGACGCUGAAGGUUUCUCCUCGAGGGAUUAUUCUCUACGACAGUGCAUCGAACCAGCUAAUAGAGAAUGUGUCCAUAUACAGGAUAUCAUACUGCACGGCUGAUAAGAUGCAUGAUAAAGUGUUUGCCUACAUCGCUCAAAGUCAGCGCAACGAAACGCUGGAGUGUCACGCGUACCUCUGCACCAAGAGGAAAGUGGCUCAGGCGGUGACGUUAACGGUGGCUCAGGCUUUCCGUGUGGCGUUUGAGUUUUGGCAGGCUGCUAAAGAAGAGAAAGAGAAGCAGGUGAAGUGUGGAUCUGAUGGAGAGGCGGCCAGCAGCUCUCAGUCUGAGAGUUCAGCCAGUCUGGGCAGCACGAAAGGAGGAGAGGUGGCCACUGGGGAUCUACUGGACCUUGAAAUUGGAGUAAAAGAUCACUCAGGAAAAGACACCACACACCCAGCACAGAACCUCAGCACAGAGAACAACAACACUGUCUGGGAACUUGAGGAUGGUCUAGAUGAGGCUUUCUCAAGACUCGCUGAGUCUCGCACUAACCCCCAGAUGCUGGACAUUGGGGUAAACCCUCAGGACUACAACCCUGAAGAGUGCUUGUCGCCUAGCAACUGGGACAAAGCCGAUGCUGAGGCUGCCGACGCCGAGGACGCAUUCGGAUUCUGAUCGGCGGUUCGCGGAGGAACGAUCUGACCUCUGGCGGCUGUAGCUGAUUCCUCGGCCGGCUUUGAGAUGACAUGCAUUUCGGCAAACCCAAUGAGAUGACUUCAACAAAAGCACAGACCAAAGCAAUACUUUUUUCCCCUUUUUAUGACCCCCCCCCCCCCAAAUAUAUUGACAUUUAAAGUUUUCUGUUACUUCCCAUAAGUUGCUUUUUUUUUUGUAUUUGUAUGAAUAUAAAAUGUAUGUGUACAACAAUAACUGUAUAAUAUUUGCUCAGUUAUUAUUAUUAUUAAUGGGUUUAAUUGCUGAGGCUAGCUUUGCAAUUCUAUGCAGUCGAAUUUCUGAAUAUAUAGUCUCGGGGUAAUGCUUACUAAAUGACAUGAUGUUUGAAGUUUGUGUGGAGUUGGAGUGUGUUUUUUAAGCGCUGAAGUGGUGAAGGUGUUGUAUAUGUGAGUUGUCUGCCCUCCGAUGUAUGAAAACGAAAGGAUAAGCAGACAUGAAGCAUACAAUAUUGGACAAAAAAGAGAAGGCAGGGUAUUUAAAUGAGACAAUCUUAUUUUUUUUCUAUUAAAAUGUAUUUUUGCA